CAGGGCGUAUCUUGCUGCCCAAAAUGUAUCAACAUGCCACAACCUAAGGGACAGUGAAUAUUGAUCUGCUAUCAUAAUGUUCUGAAAUUCAGUUCAGCUCCCAUGUGACUGGGAGAAUGGAGAAAUUCUUCAAGGACCCGCUGACAUUUGAUCCAGACAGAUUUCACCCAGAUGCUCCCACGCCGUAUUAUUGCUGCUUCCCCUUUGCACUCGGCCCACGCUCAUGCCUAGGACAGAACUUUGCUCAGAUGGAGGCUAAAGUGGUGAUGGCCAAGCUGCUCCAGAGGUUUGACUUCGCCCUUGUGCCGGGACAGACCUUUGAUAUAGAGGACACUGGCACACUCAGGCCAAAGAGUGGCGUGGUGUGCUCUGUCAGACACAGAGAUCAAAACAAGUAAAUGGUCUUACAGGGCCGUAUAAACAUGAGAAGAAACAAAAAUGGUUCACGUGGUGUGUAUGGGUUUUUGGGU
Sander lucioperca (pikeperch) is the source of this 470-nucleotide messenger RNA. Its product is annotated as cholesterol 24-hydroxylase-like. Gene Ontology annotation, molecular function: cholesterol 24-hydroxylase activity; heme binding; iron ion binding. The record is from RefSeq and is a predicted model, not a curated record. Lineage: Eukaryota; Metazoa; Chordata; Actinopteri; Perciformes; Percidae. The transcript has 3 exons. The coding region runs from base 117 to 398 and encodes 93 amino acids. Gene Ontology annotation, biological process: cholesterol catabolic process.